Messenger RNA from Colletotrichum navitas, 1356 nucleotides. RefSeq names its product HemK family methyltransferase. The transcript has a single exon. Gene Ontology annotation, cellular component: mitochondrion. Gene Ontology annotation, biological process: protein methylation. The record is from RefSeq and is a predicted model, not a curated record. Gene Ontology annotation, molecular function: nucleic acid binding; protein methyltransferase activity. Lineage: Eukaryota; Fungi; Ascomycota; Sordariomycetes; Glomerellales; Glomerellaceae. Bases 238 to 1266 code for a protein of 342 amino acids.
UUUACAAGUGUGGCCCAAGCGUGAAUCUCUGGGGAGCAAUGGCAAAAAAAAAAAAAAAAGCUUUACCAAGUCCUUGGUCACACCCUCGUUGCUUUUCUAAACAAACUUUACAUCAUACACGCUACCCAUACACCACCAUUCAGCCUUUAAAAGGGUUUUUGCGCAAUGCCGUGAGUCAGCGCCGACCAGGAAACCCCUCAACGCAGUCAGUCCGUGAUAUGCCCCGCUUGGCCGUAGAUGCCUCGCUUGCCCCCCUCUCUCAUCCGCCGCGCCCAUGCCGUCUCUUCGCACGUCGCGACCCUCUUGCCGGCGUGUCGCGACAUCCCCUCCGCCGCGACCGAGCUCCGGUGGAUCAGGUCGCACGUUGCCAGCGCUCCGGCGCGGGGUGGUGGCGCUGAAGCCAGCGUUGCUCGCCUCUGCGCGCGACGCGGCCGCGGCGUGCCGCUGCAGUACGUCCUCGGCUCCCAGCCCUUUGGUGCGCUGGACAUCAGGUGCCGGCCCGGCGUGCUCGCCCCGCGCGCCGAGACCGAGGCAUACGCGCUGCACCUGACGGAGAUGAUCGUCUCCGGCCGUCUGCCGCGCCUCCGGGACAGGGAACUGCGGAUCGUGGACUUCUGCACCGGGACCGGGUGCAUCGCGCUCGCGUUGUACGAAGGCCUUGCGCGGCGAGCGGCGAGGUCGAGUGUCACUGGGGUGGACGUCUCGCCGACCGCGGUGCGUCUUUCACGGGAGAACCUGUGGCAUAAUGUCGGUGCCGGUGCGUUGCUCCGGCCUACGGAGGAGAAGAACGUUUCUUUCCAGCUGGCAGACGUCUUUGACGAGGCGGCCAUGGCAACGAUACCCCAUUGUGAUGUCCUGGUGUCGAACCCGCCGUACAUCUCGCGCAAAGUCUGGACGUACGGCCGCGGCCAGAUGGGCUACUCUGUGCGAAAGUACGAGCCAAGGCUGGCUCUGGUGCCGGGGGACACGACGCCCACGUACGACGGGUGCGACCAUGCCGACGUCUUCUAUGCCAGGCUGCUGGACGUUGCACGCCGGCUGCGGCCAAAGGUUUUACUGUUCGAGGUGGGAGACCAGGAACAAGCAGUCAGGGUUGCGAGGCUGGUCAGGCGGAAUGAGUACACCAGACAGGCGACCUGCGAGCUAUGGAGAGACUGGCCAGACUUGACGCCUGAGGAGGACGAGACCACUGAGCUGGAUAUCGACGCAGAGUGUGUCGCAGUGAAGGGGAGCGGAAAUGUACGAUCUGUGUUUGUGCUACUGUAGGAUACAACACAGGGGUAAAUGUCACUCAAUCCCGAUUACUGGAAGCAAGCAAGCGAAUCAAGUCCAUUGACGGUAAUCGACAAAAAAGAG